Molecule: messenger RNA, 1469 nt
Organism: Vicia villosa (hairy vetch)
Lineage: Eukaryota; Viridiplantae; Streptophyta; Magnoliopsida; Fabales; Fabaceae
Product: protein PARTING DANCERS-like
Exons: 9
Coding region: 136-870 (244 amino acids)
Biological process (GO): resolution of meiotic recombination intermediates
Source: RefSeq, a predicted model, not a curated record
CAACUAUUACCAUUUUUUUUUGUAUGAACGAACGGCUACCAACGCGCUUCCCUUCGAUCUCAUUUCCGUGCCGUGUAACUAUAACCACCGCACACCACCGUAACAGAAUCCUUCGUCCGCCGUUGUGAUUCACUCAUGGAUUCAUUCCGAAGAGACUCAACUACUCCAUCACACGGAUCAUUCUCCUCCGGUGGAAAUGGAGUUUGUUUGAUGAGAAGUUCAUGGAAAGAGGAUCAACAUUUGUCCUUCAUUGAUUUUAUCUCCACUUUCCUCUCUGCAAAUUCCUUUCGCCUUAAUUUUGUGCCAAUUGCUCCGGACUUUAUUUUCAAUUGUGGAGGUUUGUCUGUGGCCUUUAUUUUUGUGACAAACUGGGACUGUAACAAUGUGGCUCCAAUCUUCAACAGAGUUCAGCAACUGAAGGCUCAGUUUUCACGUUUUUACGUUGUUAUCACACUCCCAGGAAAAGAGGAAAUUGAUUCAUUUAUUGAUUCAUAUUUCAAAUUUGGGAUGGUGAUUGGCAAGCCUACAUUUAUACCAGUUAAGGACUUGGAGAUGGGGUUUGAAAAGAUGGUAAAAAUUGCCCAUUCUUCUGGAGUAUACAAGCAGGAGGGAAUUGAAGAAAAAUUUAAAGCUGAGAGGAAGAAGUUGGUGCAAGGAAUGAACUUUUACCUUAAAGUUGUUACAUCAAUCCCAGGCAUUGACGAUCACGAUGCAAAUGCGCUGAGUCAAGCUAUUGGUUCUGUCCAAGCAAUUGCCAAGGCAUCAAAAGAGCAAAUUCUGGAGAACACAGAUCUUUCCACUGACAAGGCAGAGAUGGUUUCAAGGUUUCUUAGGGAUCCAAAGUUUUACUUAAGUCCCAAGAUCAACUGAUCACAAAACAACAAAGGAAUCCAUAUUUGUAGUUUUAUUUGUUUGCCUAGAUACGAAAAGAAGCACUUUGAACUGUUUUAAUAUGGGAUUUAUGCUAAUCCAGUAUUCAUUGUUUCAAUCAAAUUAUUAAAAAGAGAGUAAGAGAUGGUACUGUAAGCACCCGCAACCAAAUACAGAAGACUGAAAAACAAAUAAGUAUCCAAACAUAAAAAUAGAACACUAAUUAAGCCUACAACAAAAGGAAAUGUUGGCAACUUAGAAAAUCAUAGUUAAGGUUUGAGUAUAAGAAUACGCUUCUUUGCUGUUGUACUUUCUUAAUCAUUAUGCUUGCAUCUUAAGGAGGUGGUCGAGAUGGCGAUCGAUGAGAUAUAUGUGGUUGUGGUGGGAUAUGAAUAGGAACAGGCGGCUUUGUUUGAGUUGACACCUUGUUACUGAUGAGUCCAUUGGGUUGCGCAUCUAUUUGAUGUUUUGGAUUUCCUACAAGACUCAUAGCUGCAAUAAACAAAACAAGUACAGUUAAAUAAGAGUAAGACAUCUUUCUUCUCAUCCUUCUUAUUUAUUUCUGAUGAAUCAGCGUUUUGACGCAAAUAAUUAUUGUA